Messenger RNA from Penicillium crustosum, 1209 nucleotides. RefSeq names its product fungal specific transcription factor domain-containing protein. The record is from RefSeq and is a predicted model, not a curated record. The coding region runs from base 1 to 1209 and encodes 402 amino acids. NCBI's taxonomy places the organism in Eukaryota, Fungi, Ascomycota, Eurotiomycetes, Eurotiales, Aspergillaceae. The transcript has 4 exons.
AUGUCCAGUGAUGGCUCUAUUGUCGGUCAUCCCCGAUUCCACGAUCUUACACAAUUACUCGACAAAGCGGUCUCCAAACUCCUUCUCCGGCCAACUCCAUCAGAUGUCACAUUAGACUCUAUCUGUGUGCUUCUACUCUAUGCCCAAUGGAUGCCGUGCAGCAAAGAAGAUGAUGAAGAUGAGAAUGUUGAGUGCCAAAGUACCUAUCACGAACCUAAGGCUAAAAGUCGAUACAACGAGAUCAGUGCUUGGGUUGUCUUAGGCCUAGCAGAACGAUACUCUGUCCUGCUGGGCCUCGAACAAUCAGCCACAUCACUUUUUAAAACCCCCAACAAGGUACCAUCCAUAGAGGAUGUGAAGAGGCUACGAGUGUGGUACAACCUGCUCACAUGCAACUUCAACCUUAUGCUAACAUCUGGUCUGCCUACAUCAAUUGAUCCUAGUCCAUCAGUUCAGGUAGCGUGGAGGUUUGUCUCUCAUGAGUUGAUGCAGUCCCCUGCGGAUCUUCGAGUAAGGGGACUUGUGGAACUUGUCGGGAUAGUCCACCUUGCUAUGUCUAGUUCUGGGGAUAAAUCUGGCCGCCAAUUGCAGCCGAGUUGCUUGGAACGGCUGAACAGUGAUUUAGAUGAUUGGGAGAGAGGAAACCGAAUCCCAUUACAACCAUUUGCCAUUCACUUCGGCCCGGAUUCAAGUGAAUCACGUUUCCGACAGGCACUUUCAGUUAGCUUGACCGCAGCAGCACAAAUCAUAUUAGCACAAUCCACCUUCAAGGCAGAUACUGUCUUCUCACUAGAUUCGCAGGAACUCUCUAGCUUUCCUGACGAGUCAUACAAUGUGGACCAAAGCCUACAAAUUUGUAGCCAAGGGUCUAGUCAGGAGGAAGGGAAAAUCUUGACACGCCUUCCCUCCUCUUCUUGUUCAGUUCUCGCUCGACUCCUUCGUCUUGCGAUAGAAAUCUUUGACAGUGUUUCUCCGGCCACGACAUUCCAUUUUGCCCACGACUUCCAAGCCAUUGUUCACUAUGCAGUUGCUUUGGUACUAGUCUCUGAAAAGGACAAGCAGCAUAUUGAGGAAAAGGAGAUCGAUGAUAUGGCAUUCCAGUCUCUGUUAGAUUUGAUGAAUGAUUCGGGUGUUGACUGGGCAGGGAAUCUUUUCGGAGAGUCGCUUGAUUUCCCGGAGUUGAACAUGGAUGGAAUGCUUGAUAAUUGA